AACAAAACCUGACAUGGCACAGACACUUUGUUAAAUGGGAGCUAAUCCACUGCAUGUAGUGUUUAUGUUCAUAGGAAUGAUUUCUUUUUUUAUAAGCAUAAAGUGCGUAUCUACUUGCUCAUAAAUGGAUGAUGUUCCCUGUCUUCGUGUGUCUCCUUGUCAGACACAGCAUUUCAGGUGCUAUCUUCAGUCCAGAGGGUUUUUUGAUAACCGUUUCAGUCUGGUUAAACAACCAGACGGGACAGUCCUCCUUCCCCUUUUAGCCUCCUCCCUCCCACAGCUGGAGCUUCAGGCUCUGAAAAUGUCUUCAGGUUCAGAUGUUUGUGAUUUAACCUGGAGUCAGUCUCCGCUAAAGCAAAGAAAAGAGAAGGGGAGAACAGGUGGAAAUAAACUGGAGAGAACCCUUCAAGAGCUGUUGGAGCGUCAGGGUGAAAGAUGGACAGAGGAGUUGAGGAGGGAUCUUCCUCGGGGCUUUCAGAGGCACGGAGAUCUCAUCCUGCUGGGGGACAACUGUUUUACCCUGCCUUUAUGGUCCAAAACAGGUGAUCAGUUAUGGACUGCAGUUACCAAAGCUCUGGGAGCACAGCGGCUGGCAAAGAUGAGCCGAAUAUCCAAGGAUGGAUUUAGGACUCCUGUAGUAACGAUGCUGCUAGGUGACAACAGCUGGGUCACACAUGUAGACAAUGGCAUCAGCUAUGAGUUUGAUGUUACCAAGUGCAUGUUUUCAGCUGGGAACAUCACAGAAAAGCUCCGUGUGGCUGGAUUCGACUGCAGAGGAGAGACUGUAGUGGACUUGUAUGCAGGUAUUGGAUACUUCACCCUCCCAUAUCUGGUGCAUGCGAAGGCCAGUCAUGUCCACGCCUGUGAGUGGAACCCUGACGCCGUUGCUGCUUUACAGAAAAACCUUAAAGUAAACGGGGUAUCAGACCGCUGCACCAUUCAUCAAGGAGACAACCGUCAAGUCCAGCUGUGCAAUAUGGCCGACCGUGUAAACUUGGGUCUAAUUCCGAGCUCUGAGGACGGCUGGCCCAUCGCAUGUCGGCUGCUGAAGAAGACAACUGGCGGCAUUUUACACAUUCACCAGAACGUCACCUCUCCGAUACAGAGGGCUGCUGUCAGAGACGGUACUCCUCAGGUUUCUCCAAAGAAAGCUGACAGAGAGGUGUGGCAGGCCUGGGCUGAUGAUACUGCAAACAGAAUAGCUUCCCUUCUGCAGGAUCUCUGUGGUGCACCGUGGCUAAUAAAUAUCCAGCACAUAGAGCAUGUGAAAUCUUAUGCACCUCAUUUGAACCAUGUUGUGCUGGAUUUGGACUGCAGACCAUCCUGAAUGAAUGGCUGAAAAAGCUGUACUUCCUUUUACUCAAGGGUAUCCUGUGAAAACUAAGUCUAAUUACCCUGACUCUGGAGGACUUGGGAAACACAUUCUUUCAGCUCAAACAAGCUCCUCUUAAGGAAAGCUUAUGUGUUAUAUUGAUGUUGCUGAAAGGCUUCGUUUAAAGACACAUCGUUGUUGGAAUACUCCCCAAAUCUUCUGCAAAUACCUGAUGGCUGUUUAGAACUAGACGUGAAGAUCUGCUUAAAACUCAACUGGAUUAUUAAAAUAGUUUUCUUGUUUGUGGAUGUUUUGAAUUCUCUUCAGGUAUCAUUUUUAAUACUCUUGAGGUCAAAAGAAAGUUUCAUCAAAAGGAAAGAAGAAUGAGUGAAGAUUUCAGAGAGCAGCCUUCAAGUUUCGUUGGAGUGGAUAUAAUUUGAAUCAUAUGGUGUACCCUUCAAAAUAAUCCUAUCUGAGCAUGGUCGAGUAGAUAAUGAAAGAUUUACUCCCUAAAAAGGAUUUCUCUUCUCUGUGGUUAAGGUUUGUCUGCUAAAGCACAAAGUCAGGAUUGUUACAAAGGAACAAUGAAGCAUGGACAACAUUCUGAACAUAUACGGUUUCAGUCAGAAAUGCUGCUACAUUCUUCCUUUCCAUGAAUGUCAUUAUUUUGGCCUUAAAUGCAGCAUUCAGCAAAUGUUUAUAAAAUAUGUGUAGUGGGGAAAAAGGUAUUAAACUAUGCAGUCCAGUUAAAUAAAGGAGAUAGGUGUUAAUUCACUCAGUCAGGACAUUAACAAGAUGGCAUCAUCUCCAGCUCUGCUCUGACUAUAUAAGGUUUGUUUCACUACCUGCAGGAAGGCUGUGAAGGUCUCCACAUACCGUUACUCAAAUUGCCUACAGACAUUUUAAAAAAACAUAAAAUGUUAUGAAAUAAACCCUGAGAAACAGUCUAGCUUGUUAUGAAAAUGAUUAUUUUUAUCCCUAAUAGGAUAAACAACCCCUCUCCCUUAGACACCUUGGUGCCUUGCAGCUCCGAGGCCUGAAUGGAUAAAAGUCAUUGAAAUGAAAGAUUUCAUCUAUGGAUUUUCUCUGGUCUUUACAGGGUUAGAAUUAAACAUACAAAAUGAAAUAUAAAUGCUUGGUUAAAUGUGCUCCAUGACCAGACACUACUUCUAAUAAUCAUACAUUUUCUGUCAUAUUGCUCUCCAAGGUAUUAAACAACCCGUCUCGUUUCGAAAUGGUCAACUUUCUUUGAAUUAAUUGUUAUUUGACGCCCACUUGGCUUUUAACCAAAGUCCAUUUUCCAUAAGAGUUUGUGGGAUUCUUUAUAUUCACAUAUUUAGCAAUUCUAAAUGUAGUUUUAAUCCAUGUUGGAGGUCAUUGUUCUGUUGGUACUCUCUAUUGUGUCACUCAAUUUACUGAGUGAGCCAAUUUCCUCAUACCUGUUUUUUUUUUUUACCUCAUAGACUAGUCUGAAAUUAAUGUUUAAUAAAAAAAACUGAUUUAAACCAAAAAAAGAAUUUCCUGGAGAAGCUGGGCUUUAUCUUUAAAGGGUGUCAUCCCCACUUAUAGGUUGUCAUAAGAAGCUAUGACCAAUAGUCUGAUCAGAAUACAGUUUUUAAUUGAAUGAAUGUGGCUUUAAACCAGUGAAAAUUGAAAUAAAAGAAACCCUUGGCAUGAUGCUUCCACUACUGUACCUCACUGUUGGUAUAUAUUGUUAUUUGGCACAAGAGCGUCGCCUGGAUAUGAUUUUUCUCAUCCAAAAAGUUUAUUCUUUCUCAUAUGACGAUGAUAGUUUUCCGCACAGCUCCAAAUGAGCUCUUCCAGUGACGGGAUUUUCUAUAAUAAUACGGAACAAAAAAGGAAAAAAAAAUUACACAAUGUGCAUGUCAGGGUAUUUGUAAACAAAUGCUUUAGACCUUGUAUAACAUUUGUGUCUAUGUCAACCUCACAAUUUCUGCAAAUAUAUUUUCAAUAACCAUAUAUAUUCAGUCACACACAGCCUAAUUUAAAUAAUUCUAAAACGGAGGUCACAUUUUGGACUUCAUGUUUUUGAGGGAUUGCAGAUUGUUAUAGAUGCCACCUAAAUUUCCCUCUGACCCUUUUUAAUUUAAAACUAUACAGUCAUGUUUCUAAAAGGCUUAGAAUAUGUAAUUUCAUAGAAAAGGGUAUUUUACUGAUUUAUAUGCAGAAGCAUAACUUGUGUUUUUUUAUUACUUUUAUACUUAAAAAGUGAUGCAAAGGGGUGGUGGUGAUGCGUCACCUUUCAUCAACACUAUGUUUAAGUACUGAGGAGUUUUCUACCAUGAUUACUGAUCUGGGAUUUCAGUAACAGUCCUGGGUUUAAUCUGGCAACUUCUAUAUUUUAUUAAAUAAAAAUAUGUUUUCUGU
Molecule: messenger RNA, 3700 nt
Organism: Cyprinodon tularosa
Lineage: Eukaryota; Metazoa; Chordata; Actinopteri; Cyprinodontiformes; Cyprinodontidae
Gene: tyw2
Product: tRNA methyltransferase 12 homolog
Exons: 7
Coding region: 125-1327 (400 amino acids)
Biological process (GO): tRNA methylation
Cellular component (GO): cytoplasm
Molecular function (GO): tRNA methyltransferase activity
Source: RefSeq, a predicted model, not a curated record